GGACUUUUAUCCAACCGGAAGCUGCAGAUUCGUUGUUUGCCAUUUUCUUGUUAUGAUUGUCGCUGAGGAUCAGUAAUGAAUGUCUAACGCGAGACUUCAACUUCACUGACAGAUCCUUGAGAUUGAAUAAACUAUUAUUAUAUAUUAUUAUGAGUGUCUUUUAAAGAUCUGAUGAUGGCGGAAGAUCUUCAGAAAUCAAACUUUAAUGGACUCACUAAAACAACUAAAAGCGGAUCGUCUAAGAAAUUGAUUAUUAAAAACUUUAAAGACAGGCCGAAGUUGACAGACAGCUACACUGAAGACACGUGGCUGAAGCUUCGAGAUGCUGUUGGUGCCAUUCAGAGCAGCACAUCCAUCAAAUAUAACCUUGAGGAACUUUAUCAGGCUGUGGAGAAUCUGUGUUCAUAUAAAGUCUCACCCAUCUUAUACAAACAGUUACGUCAAGUUUGUGAAGAGCACGUUCAAGCUCAGAUCCAUCAGUUCAGAGAAGAGUCUCUGGAUAACCUCUCGUUCCUGAAGAAGAUGAACCGAUGCUGGCAAGACCACUGCAGACAGACGAUCAUGAUUCGCAGUAUUUUCCUGUUUUUGGAUCGGACGUAUGUGCUUCAGAACGCACUUCUUCCCUCCAUCUGGGAUACGGGGCUGGAGUUGUUCCGGACACACGUCGUGAGUGACGGCUGCGUUCAGAGUCGCACGGUGGACGGCAUCCUGGAGCAGAUUGAACGCGAGCGCAACGGAGAGACGGUGGACAGGAGUCUGCUGCGGAGCUUACUGGGCAUGCUCUCUGACCUGCAGGUGUAUACGGAGUCUUUUGAGCAUCGUUUUCUAACCGAGACGGAGCGUCUGUACGCCGCUGAGGGUCAAACGCUCAUGCAGGAGAGAGAGGUUUCAGAGUAUCUGCAUCAUGUGGCACGACGACUGGAGGAAGAGAAUGAUCGUGUCAUCAGUUACUUAGAUCACAGCACACAGAAACCUCUCAUCUCUACUGUGGAGAAACAACUGUUGGGUGAACACAUGAACACCAUCCUACAGAAAGGUCUCAAAACACUGUUGGAUGAGAACCGUGUGACAGAAUUGACUCUGUUGUAUCAGCUCUUCAGUAAAGUAAAGGGAGGUCUCAGCGUUCUGUUGCAGUUCUGGAGAGACUACAUAAAGAACUUUGGUGGAGAGAUUGUGAGUUCUCCAGAGAAAGAUAAAGAGAUGGUUCAAGAUCUUCUGGACUUUAAAGAUAAGAUGGACAAUGUGACGCAGUGUUGCUUCCAGAGGAACGACACCUUCAUCAAUGCUAUGAAAGAAGCCUUCGAAAGCUUCAUUAACAAGAGACCCAACAAACCAGCUGAGCUCAUUGCUAAGUAUGUUGACUCUAAACUCCGUGCUGGAAACAAAGAAGCCACAGAAGAAGAGCUGGAGAGAAUCCUGGACAAAAUUAUGAUCAUAUUCCGCUUUAUUCAUGGUAAAGAUGUGUUUGAGGCUUUCUAUAAGAAAGAUUUGGCCAAACGUCUGCUGGUUGGGAAAAGCGCCUCAGUGGAUGCUGAGAAGUCCAUGCUGUCCAAACUCAAACACGAGUGUGGAGCAGCGUUCACCAGUAAACUUGAAGGCAUGUUUAAAGACAUGGAGCUCUCCAAAGACGUCAUGAUCCAGUUUAAACAGUACAUUCAGAACCAGACUGAUUCCAGCAGCAUCGAGCUGACCGUCAACAUUCUGACCAUGGGUCACUGGCCCACAUACACACCAAUGGACGUCCAUCUGCCCACAGAGAUGCUGAAGCUUCAGGAAGUGUUUAAGAUCUUCUAUCUGGGGAAACACAGUGGGCGUAAACUACAGUGGCAGCCCACACUGGGUCAUGCGGUGCUAAAGACUGAGUUUAAAGAGGGUAAGAAGGAGCUUCAGGUGUCUCUCCUGCAGACUCUUGUCCUGCUGAUGUUUAAUGAGACGGAUGAAGUGACAGUGGAGGAGAUGCAGACAGCCACAGGCAUCGAGGACACUGAGCUGAAACGCACACUUCAGUCUCUGGCCUGUGGGAAAGCUCGCGUUCUUAAUAAAACUCCUCGUGGGAAAGACGUAGAGGACGGAGAUCGCUUCAGCUUCAACAGCGACUUCAGACACAAACUCUUCCGCAUCAAAAUCAAUCAGAUUCAGAUGAAGGAAACGGUUGAGGAACAGGUCAGCACCACCGAGCGAGUGUUUCAGGACCGUCAGUAUCAGAUCGAUGCUGCUGUGGUCCGGAUCAUGAAGAUGAGAAAGACCUUGAGCCACAAUCUCCUCGUGUCUGAACUCUACAACCAGCUGAAGUUCCCUGUGAAGCCUGCAGAUCUGAAGAAGCGUGUGGAGUCUCUCAUCGAUCGGGAUUAUAUGGAGCGGGAUAAAGAAAACCCCAACCAGUAUCACUAUGUGGCUUAACAUCAAGAUUGUGUCCCAGAUGCCGGUGUGAUCCGGAGCUCCGUUGUGAUUCUGGACGUUUGCUUUAUAUCCUCAUGAUGAUGAUGAUGAGCAGAAGACUUUAAGCUCUCAGUUUUCUAAAGUGACUCCGGCAUACAGACACAGUUACAUUGUGAAUGAUUUUCACUAAAGAUGCACUUUUUCUUUUCUUUUAGUUUAGUUUAGUUGAGUUUGUGUGAUCAGUUGUGUCUUGUUAUGGGUCAUUUUGAGUUUUAUGUCCCAUAAGUUAAUGUGACUUUUGUGACCAGCUGCACCCAUGCUGCACAGCUCAUCAGUCACACAAUCAGACAGCCCAAAUCUUACACACACACACACACACACACACACAAACACACUGAGACACACACACACACACACACACACACACACACAGUCAGCUAGUGUGAGUCAUUAUAGCCAUAUAAGACAUGAUGAUGGGACAGAAAUGAUUCGUUGUGUGAGUUUGUUUGUCAGUCAUUAUCUGUCUUUUGAUUGACAGCUGUCACUUACAAUGUUUUGUAGAGAAGAGAUUCUAUUCUUUGUAAGCGAGUAAAGGCAUAAAAAGGAAAUUAAAGUAUAUUUAAUUAA
Molecule: messenger RNA, 3006 nt
Organism: Paramisgurnus dabryanus
Lineage: Eukaryota; Metazoa; Chordata; Actinopteri; Cypriniformes; Cobitidae
Source: RefSeq, a predicted model, not a curated record